This is a messenger RNA of Saccostrea cuccullata (small rock oyster), 5601 nucleotides long. RefSeq lists its product as uncharacterized. Gene Ontology annotation, biological process: telomere maintenance; DNA repair. The transcript has a single exon. Gene Ontology annotation, molecular function: DNA helicase activity. Lineage: Eukaryota; Metazoa; Mollusca; Bivalvia; Ostreida; Ostreidae. The record is from RefSeq and is a predicted model, not a curated record. The coding region runs from base 1 to 5601 and encodes 1866 amino acids.
AUGAAAUCUUUGAAAUCAAAACCGAGAAAGUCUUGCGUGAAAAUAUUUAGCCCAUGCAGUAAUCGACCAAGAAAAAGAGGUUCAAAAGAUCAAUGCGAGAAAUCAGAGGUCUUGAAAAACUGUACACCUACAAAAUGUGUAAAAAUCAAUCCCGCCUACGGUGCAGAUGAGUUAGAAGAAAUUGUUACACAAGCAGAAGGAGAAGUUCCCCAUGGAAGUUUUUCUCAAUAUCCUAAUGACCGAAGCCCAAAUGAUAUUCUUCCACAAAAUGGCCAUGAAUGUGAAAGUGAAACUGAGAACAUUUCAUCUCAUUUCUUGCACAAAGAAAAUGAAAGAAAUCAUGUAAAUAAUAAGGAUAGAUUUGUCAGUACACACAAAACAGAGGCAACUAUUUCAAAUUUCAAGAAAAUUGCAAACUCAGGUCCAACUUAUGUCUGCUCGUGUUGUACACAAACAUGGUUCAGAGAAGGUGUGAAAAAUGCAAAUACUUUGCAGAAAGGAGGAAUUGCUAAUAAGUGUUUAUUAGGCAUCAAAAGUGAAGUAGACAUUGAAUGGGUUUGUCAUACCUGUCACAGGCUCCUACAACUUAGGAAAAUACCCCCUUUUGCAGUUGUGAAUGGGUUUCGUUUUCCGGAAAUACCUUCAGAAUUGAAAUUAACAGAAAUGGAGGAACGAUUAAUUAGUCCACGUAUUCCAUUUAUGCAGUUGAUGGAAAAACCAAGAGGAGGGCAAAAGAGCUUGCGCGGGAAUGUUGUUAAUGUCCCGUCUGAUGUGAAUAAAACCAUCAAAUCUCUACCACGCACACUUGCAGAAACGGAAACUAUUCAAGUAAAAUUGAAGCGAAAAAUGCAAUUCAAACACCAUGUGUAUCAUGAGUCAGUAAGACCUCUCAAAUGCCUUGUUGCCCUUCACUGGCUUUUAAGAAACAGUGAAAUAUUUCAAAGUGAAGGAAUUACAGUCAGAGAAAAUUGGAAUAUUUUGGAAGAACAAAGAGACUGGUAUGGUUAUAAUGAUGAUUCUAUGCCAAAUACCUCUCAACCUAAUGAGACAGAAAUGAGGGAGACAAGUGAAUAUGAUGAUGUAUGGACAGAGGAUGAAAAUUUUGAAAAUAGACUCACAGGAAAUACAGACACCCUGUUACAUCCUGUUGAUGUGAGAUCUUCUCAGAAAAUCUUGUCAUUUGCCCCUGGUGAAAACCAAACACCCCUCGGUUUGUACCAAGAUCCUAAUGCUGAAUACCUGGCAUUUCCUACCAUCUAUUGUGGCCAACCACGUCCUUCAAACAAAGACAGAAUGGUUCCAGUUACCUAUAGCUCUAUUUGCAAAUGGGAAUUGAGAUCUCGAGACAGAAGAGCAGCAUGUUCCAUGCCUAAUUUGUUUUUCAAACUUAAAAAGGUGCAAAUCAAGCAAAUACAAGACAAAGUUACCCUGGCAAUGAGGAAAUGUAAAAAUGAAGGGAAAAAAAUAACAGCUGGACAUGUAUUAAAUCCAGGUACAUUUGACAAUAUUGUAAGACUAAAUGAAGGGUAUAGAGUUUUGAGGACGUUGAGGGGUUCGCCUGCAUAUUGGGAAGGUGCAAAAAAAGAUGUAUUCGCUAUGAUCAGACAGUUGGGCAUUCCUACUUGGUUCUGCUCCUUUUCUGCCGCCGAGACAAAAUGGAAGAAUUUGCUUCAAAUAUUAAACAAAGGCUUGAACAACACAGAUCUGUCUGAAAAAGAUGUUGAUGAAUUGUCAUGGAUUGAAAAAUGUGAACUCAUAAAAAAGGAUCCUGUAACUUGCUCCAGGUAUUUUGACCACAGAUUCAAGAUGUUCAUGUCUCACGUUCUGAAAGGAAAUGCUCAACCUUUAGGAAAAAUAGUUGACUAUUUCUAUCGUGUUGAGUUUCAACAGAGAGGAUCUCCUCAUAUCCAUCUUUUACUUUGGAUUGAAAAUGCUCCUAUUUAUGGUCAUUCAACAAAAGAAGAUGUACAAAACUUUAUUGACAAACAUUCAACUUGUUUCCAGAAUGAUGACAUUGCAGAACUUGUAAACUAUCAAACACAUCGACAUGCACGGACAUGCAAGAAAGGCGGUAAAAACAUUUGUCGAUUCAAUUUCCCAUUGCCUCCCAUGCCAGAGACACUUGUUCUUGAACCUCUCACUGAAGAGUAUUUUGAAAAAAAUCCCAGUGUACAGCAGGAUUUUCAAAAAAUAUGUGAAAUUAUGAAUGAUGUGCAAUUAUUGCAGUCCCUCAAAACUUUCACUGAUUUCUUACAGAAGUUAGAAAUGACAAAGGAGAGAUAUAUCUUAGCAAUAAGGUCAUCUUUGAAGUCAUCAAAGGUAUAUUUGAAACGAGAAGUAUCAGAAACCAGAAUCAACUCAUAUAAUGACACCUUGCUAAGGUCUUGGGAAGCAAAUAUCGAUGUUCAAUUUAUUCUGGAUGGAUAUGCUUGUGCAGCGUAUAUCGUUUCUUAUAUAUCAAAAUCUCAGAAAGGCAUGUCGAAUUUGCUGCAUGAUGCAUGUGAAGAAGCCAGAAAGGGCAAUUUUUCUUUGAAACAGCAAGUUAGACAAAUAGGAAACAAAUUCUUAACUCAUGUUGAAAUUUGUGCCCAAGAAGCUGCAUAUUUGUUAUUGCAAAUGCCUCUCCGAUCCAGCAGUAGAACUGUCAUUUUCAUCAAUACAAGUGAACCAGGAAAUCGCACUUUCUUACUGAAGUCUUUUGAAGCUCUCCAAGAGUUACCUGAAAAUUCUACAGAUAUUGAAACAGACAACUGGAUUAAACGCUACCAAAGAAGACCAAGAGUUUUACAAAAUUCAUGUUUAGCUGAUUUUGUAUCAAAAUUUGAUGUUAUUAGGCCCCCAAAAGAAAAACAACACACGGACACUGAUGUCUUGCCAGAAGAUGAUUUUGACGAGGUGAAUGAUGAUGAUUCACAGGAAAAUGAUUGUUUGAAUCAUGAGAAUGAAAGAGAGUAUCCAAUGAAUGAUGGGUCUAUACUGAGAUUAAGAAAAACAAGCAAGAUAAUAAGGUAUGUGCACUACAAUAAAGAACAAGAUACAGAGAACUAUUACAGAGAGCAGCUCAUGCUUUUUUACCCCUGGAGAAAAGAGGAGGAAGAUCUGAAAGGAAGCCAUGGUUCUUACGAGUUAUGUUACCAAGAACACGCUGAAAUAGUUUUGAAAAACAAACUGCCGUAUGAAAUGGACAAUGGUAUAACCAAUGUAAUUGAAGAAAAUAUGGAUCAUAUUGCUUGUGGUAUGGAACACAUUGUUGCUGCAGAAAUACAACACAGUGAAGCAAUAGAUACUGGUGAUGAUGAAAAUGUUUGUCCAGAUUAUGGUUGUUUCAAUCCUGACAUGGCUGGUGUUGAAUAUGACUUGGGGAUGGAUUUGGGCAUAACAAGAAAACAAGUGGAGAAGAAUGACGUUUUAGUGAAUUCCAUGGAUAACACUGAAUACAAUGCCCUUGUGAGAACACUGAAUAAUAAACAGAAGAUUUUCUUUUAUCAUGUUCUGCACAAAGUCAAAAGUGAUGAUUUACCAAUUUAUUGCUUUUUAACGGGAGGAGCUGGUGUAGGUAAAAGCUUAUUGACAACAUGCCUUUUUCAAGCCAUUUCACGUUUCCUGUCAAAGCGCAUUGCAGAAAAUUGUGAUGAGGUGAAAGCUGUGUUAUGCGCACCAACUGGUAAAGCAGCAUACAACAUAGGAGGUCAUACAAUACACUCCCUUUUCUGCAUUCCAGCAAAUCAAAAUCUGAAAUACAAACCUCUAGAUGUACAGCAACUUGACAGAAUGAGAGUAAAGUUUAAAAGUCUAAAAAUUGUCUUUAUUGAUGAAGUUUCUAUGGUUGGAAAUAGAAUGUUCAAUUUUAUAAAUUUGAGACUUCAGGAAAUUUUUGGAAAAGACAGCCCUUUUGGAGGAGUAAGCAUCAUAGCAAUAGGGGAUUUAUUUCAACUGAAGCCAGUGUUUGAUGGUUGGGUGUUUGAGAACAUUUCUGAUGGGUAUGGGCCACUUGCACUUAAUCUUUGGACUGACCUAUUUGAAAUAUAUGAAUUGACAGAAAUAAUGAGACAAAAAGAUGACCAGGACUUUGCAAAGUUGCUUAACAGACUUCGAGAAGGUGCACAUACUGCAUCAGAUAUUGACAUGCUGAAAACCAGAAGUUGCAACAAGACAGACAUUCAAGAUAUGAAUUUUAUACCACAUUUAUAUACAACGAAUGUGAAGGUGAAUAGUCACAAUGAUGAAGCUUUUGCAAAUGCCUCACCUGAAAGUAAAUGUAUUGUAUUGGCAUUAGACACAGUGACUGGCGAUGUUACAAGUGAAAUCAAAUCAAAGAUACUCAGUCAAGUGCCUGAUGAUCCUUCAAAAACAAUGGGAUUAUUCAAAGAGUUACCUUUAGCAAUUGGACACCCUGCAGAAAUCUGCAUAAAUGUUGAUGUGGAAGAUGGCCUAACAAAUGGUAGUCCCUGCAUUGUCAAAAAUUUAGACUUCAGAAUUGCAAGUUCCAGCAGAUGUAGCAUAGUUUGGGUUUUGUUUGAUGACUCAAGAACAGGAUAUGCUGCGCGAGUAAAAUACAGGCAUUUGUACAAUGAGCACAUACCAAGUCCUUGGACACCUGUUCUUGAAGUGUCAAAGAAAUUCACUGUUGGAAGACAUAAAUCUUGUCAUGUAACUAGACGACAAUUUCCAUUACGCCUGGCAUGUGCCAAAACAAUCCACAAAGCUCAGGGAUCCACUCUUAAACAUGUUGCAUUAGAUUUGGGAACUCGAAAGCAAGAGCAUAUGCAUUAUGUUGGAUUAAGUCGAGUAAGAAAGUUAGAAGACUUGUUCAUCCUGAAUUUGAAUGACACCAAAAUUGCUGUGUCAGAACAAGUCAUGCAGGAAAUGAAUCGCUUGCGUCUUGAAGCCCCUUUAUGGGGAUGUUUACCAAUACUUGAGAAUUUGACGUCAGAUGUGAAAGUAAUAUAUCACAACAGCAGAUCUCUGCAUUUGCAUCAUAAAGAUUUGAUGACAGAACAAAAUAUGCUUUCUGCUGACAUCAUUGCAAUUUCUGAAAGUAGACUAAAAUCAAGUGACAAGAAUGAAGACUACAAAUUGCCAGGUUUUACUAUUCAUCGUUUUGAUUCAAGCACACAAAAUGAUAAAGAAAGACCUCAUUAUGGAUUAGUUGUUUAUUCCAGAAAACCUUUGAAAAACAUCAAAAAUCUGUGUUUAUGUGGCAUUGAAAUGGUCAUAUGCUCUACUCAGACAAAAGAUGAAAAUGUCCAGUUGGUCUUCUUUUACUGUCCACCAAGGUUUGCAACAAUCAAAAACUUCCACCUCUGUAUGACCUCCCUUCUGUCUUUGAGUUUGUUGGAUAUCAUGAAACCUGUUGUUCUGAUGGGGGACACAAAUAUUGACUUAUUUUCCCAAAAAGAACAACAAUUAUUGGAAAAGACAAUGGAUGUUCCACUACUUCAAAUAAUGCAUAGUUCGACUACAGAUUAUGGUAGUUGUUUGGAUCACAUAUAUACAAAUAGGCCUGUCAAUACUUCUGACAAUUUCACUGGUGUUUCAUGUGCUACUUUAGAAUCAUUUUACUCCGACCACAAACCCAUUGUAGCAUAUAUACCUCUGUAA